AAUGAGAUCUGAUCUAGAAUAUGAGGAUCAUAGGACAAAUUAUAUUGAAACCGAAAAAGAAUAUUAUGAAAGAUCGAGGCCUCAAUCUGAAGAUAGGAGAAGUUUAGAAAAGGAAAAAGAAGUAUUGGAAAAUGAUAGAAAGAAAUGCAGAAAUGAUUAUAGAACGACUUUAAAUCGUAUAAAACAAUUAGAAAAUCAAUUAAAAUUGACUAAACCUGAAGUGUAUGAAAGAGUGCCUCGCGAAAAUUUUCGUCCUUUGGAGCCUUCCGUUAGUUGUGGUGAUUUAGCAAUUCAAGCUCGACCAGAUAUUGGUCAUUUAGCCGUCCAAACGGACAGUGAUGUUAUUUCAAUAGCUUCUACUGUUGGUAGCGUAGGAUCCUACGUAUCAUGCCCCCCUACCUUAAUGAGGUCAUCUUCGAGACGAUCUAAAAGGAAGAGGGAUUUCGAUAUAUUUUUAGCGAACAGACAUUUACAGGAUGCUGAAAAUAGUCGUUUAAGGAGCGUUGAAGAGGAAUUAAGGCAGGAUAAUGAGAGAACAAUUGAACAAUUAAGAUAUGAACAAGAGAAAGUUGAAAUUUUAAAGAAAAGAGAAAGACUUCUCUUGAGUUGUAUGGAUAGAGAAGAGCCUCUUGGUGAGAGUUAUAGUGAAGAUAAUUCCCGUCUACGUGUCUCUGCUGAAAUCAAUUUUGACUAUGAUAAGGACUGUGCCAUGAAGAGAAGUACCUGCUCUUUGGAUAGUCAAGUAAUAAGAAAACAAGUUGAACCAUCAACAGGUCUUUAUAAAACAUCCAGCCUUAAGAGUUUUCUUAAACAAAGAAGAGAUUCAUUCGAAAAAAUUGAGACGAAAUGCAAGUCGGAUAUAACCAUUUUUGUCCCAAAUUCAAGUAAAUUAACAGGAUCUAAAGAUAUGAACACUGAAAUUAGCAAUAUUGAUAAUAUUCCCAACACGGAGGUGGGCGUAAAAAUUGCUUAUGAAGAGGGAACGCCAAUUAUUCAGAGAGGUCGUCGCGUAGAAGAAAAAAGGAAAAAGACACGAAAAUCAAAAAAACAGGUGGAACAAUCUUUCGUCUGCCGAACUUUACCCGAUGGAAGAGCAGAUAAUUCUCUUCCAGUCUGUCAAGAACUUUCUGUUGUGAAGGAUGAAAACUUGAAUCAAGAAAAUACAACAGAUGUUGACAUUUCUAACGAUUCGUUAGAUUUAUCAAGUUCGGCUGAGUUUUCGGACGAUUCCUUAGGUAACGAAGAAGAAACUGAAGGAAACGUUGAUAAAGUGCCUUCGAAUAUCACGACAACCUGUAGCGAAAUUAAUAUAUCACUACCUCAUGUUCGUUUGGAAGCCGUCAAUAAGGACGGUAUUUUUAUUAGUUUACCGCCUGCAAAUCUACCUAUCCAAAAAACCGGUGCGAUAAGCCCUAAAAAGGGGUCAAAACACAAGGAGCAGCAAUCCAAAAAGCCUUUAUCUGAUUUAAGCGUCCAUUCUAGUCAAGAAACUCGUCAAUCUGUAAAAGACUUUCAACAAUAUUCGCCUGACGUUCAACAUUUUACAGAAGAGAUUCAACUUGAAUGUACUGAACUACUGCCAACAACUGAUUCAGAAACAUUCGAUAACCUGAACGAGACAGAUAAUCGCCCUCUAGAUACAAAUAAAGAUCUUUCUAAGGUAAAAUCUUUAGAGGAGAAAACCGUUCCAAUCGAAAGGAUUAGCGACGAUGAGAAAUACACAGGCGAAAUCAUUAAAUAUUCAAGCGAUUCGAUCGUGCAGCACGCACUCGCACAAUCAAUCGUGGAAAAUAUUAGGCUCGAUCGAGUCGAAGAGAAAGAAGCUACUCUUAUGGAUAGUUCAAUCUUAAUAGAGCCAACAAACAAAGCGGAAAAGUUAGAUACGUCUUUUACAACUUAUUCGGAAGAAGAAGAUGCAAAAGUUAACACAAAUCUUGAUAGAAUUGAAAACGUACAAGAAAUUCAACAGCAUAAUUUUAAAGUCGAUAAUAUUGUAAGUGCAACUGAUACUGUUGAAAAAGACAAUGCCAACUGUUUAACAAAAGAAGAGGACAAUGUGCCUCUGGAUAAUCCUUCAUGUGAAAUGAUAUUAGAAGAGGACGCUCAAAAUAAACCUAGCUUAUUAGUCAAAAUUGACAAUACCAACAGUAGAGCCGAGGAAAGUGAAACUACUCUAUUAUCAGAAGGUAAAAAUAUGGAAAAACUAAAUGAACCGUGUAGUUCUCUUAUUGAAAUCAAAGAUGCCGAAAACAUAUUAAUCAAUGCGACUACCGAAACAAAAAUCGAUGAUUUAUCGAUUCAGGUAGUAAAAUCAAUAUCAAAUGAUGAAAUUGAGCGGUUAUCGUUAAUAAUUGAAGAGGGAGAAGACUCUACGGCUAAACAUGAUAAUAAACUCUUACAUUUGACGGCUGAGAGUUUAACACACGUUCAAGGACCUCCUGAGAUUUCUGAUUUAACCACAGGAGAUAUAAAGACUACUGAAGAGAAUAAAAAUACUGAAAAAGAAGUAAUUUGCUACGAUACUGUUAAUGUCUCAAGGGAAGAAAUUCUUGAAUUAUCUGAAGAUGCUAAUCUUCAUAAUGAAACAAUUGAUUCGUAUAUCGUCGAUAAAGCUGACGUUCAACCCUCUAAUGAAUCGGAUAAUGAACGUCCAACUCUGAGUGACAGGGACGGGGAUAAUAAGACUUCAAAUCCUGAUGAAGUAAAAACUUUUAAGAAAGCUGAUUCAACUGAAAUUUGCAAAGGUGGAGUUGUUACGACGACAGAUGCUAAUUUUCAAUUAGUUGAUGCUUCUCAACAAUUGCCAUCCGCCGUUAAAGAAGCUGAUUGCGCUGGUAAGCAGUCUAAUGAAAAUGAAUUAUCCGAUCAACAUGAUUACGUAAUGGUAACUGAAAAGAAAGAAGAUUAUUCUACCGAGCAUAUUAAAUUAACUCCUGCAUAUCAACUUAACAUUUCCGACAAAGAAGUGAAUUCAGAUAAUUGCUCAACUAUUAAAGCAGAUAUUGUAAAUGAUCAAAUAAAUCCAUUGGAAAUUCUAUCAACAGAAAAAAAGAAUGUAUUAGAAAGAGACGCUUCAAAAGGUGAAUCAAAACAUGCCAAUGAUGAAAUUCAGCAACGAGACGAUGAAAGUUUAAAAAGUGAAGAAAUAAAGUCAGCUAUAGAAAACGUCUAUGACCCAAGUAUGAGAGAAAAAGCAGCUCAAGAUGAAAGUUACCAAACAGAUAUUGAUUCAAAGAAUACUCAUUUAAACGAGAAAAUUAAAUUCUCUGGAAGCCUUAGUCCGGAAGUUCACAAAGUCCUACCUUCUAAAAAUUCUGAUAGCAAAUAUAAAGAAAAUAUUCUCUCAGAAGAGAAAACAUUUGAAAAAUGUCCUGAAAUUGAAUCUGCUUCUAUAGUUAUAGAAGAGAGCAAGUUUCAGUUCUUUUGUUUAUCUCCAAUUGAUGGAAAUUCAGAUCAGGAUAACGAUGAGGAAAUUGCUGAUUUAUCAACAGAUUUGUUUGUCAUUCCAAACGAAAAAUUGACAGAGGAAGAACUAACACUUUAUGAACAAGAGAGUGAACAGAUGGAAACAAACGAAAAAGUUAAAAAGAGACUAGAGCUUCAAUUCGAAGACUCAGCAUCUACUGAUAAUAAUGAUAUGGACGAAGGUGUGUCUGAUAAUCAAAUUGUUGAAUUAUCUAUAAGUAUUGAAGAACGUACCGAGAAUAUAGACUGUCAGUUAAGAGAGUCAACUCAAGCAGAAAGUUGUUUAAUGAAGGGUCUAAUCGAAAAUAAACUUCAGGAAACUGACAAUAUAAAAGAUUUAGACGGCAACAAUAGAUUAUCUGACUUGAAAAAACCUGUUACGGAAACCCACGCUAUUGUUUUUUCAAAUAAAGAGUCUGAUCUAAACGUUUCAGAAGAGUUGACGUCACCUCUCUGCAGUGAUCCCAAUGAAGGUACUAAUGAGCAGUUAGAGGGCGAAAAAGACACCAAACACGAGGAAAUAUCAAAGCAACCGCCAAUCUCACCCAAAUAUAGCGAUGAGUCUCUUACAGAUCCUCUCGUGGACGAAGCCAGGGAAAUACCUCAACAAAUCGACAUUGAAAAGUUUACUUCGAAAGCAAUCUCUGAUGAAACGAAAAGUGAAUGUAAAUCAACCAUGGCUGAUCAAAUAAAUUCAGAGAGAGAGGGUGAAGCCCAUAGUCCAAACAUAGAAGAAUCUCCCGCGUUACCAUAUAAACACAAUACAGAUGCACAAUCUGAUGAAGAUACUGAUGAUACUGCAAGUUGUCCAGGAUCCGUAGAUCUUAAUAAAAGCUCUAAUGAUAAUACAAACGAAAUACCUAAAAAUGUUGGUGACAGUUCCAUUCUAGCAGCUGGACAAGAGGAUGACAAACGAAGCAGUUUGGAUGAUCCUUGCAAAAAAUCUUCCGAUGCGAAAGCUGAUGACAAUGGAGCUGCAAGUGUCAUUUAUGAAAAUCCAUUCGAUGAAGAUAUCGAACAUUUCCGAUCUUUAAAUGAAGGAGAACCCUCAACUACUAAUGAAAAUCUUAAUGUUAAUCUCUCCUCAAUUAAGGAGAUAUCAGAUGACAGUUAUCCUGAAGAUACAAAUAAACAUUCACGAUUUUUAUUUGAUACUGAACGAGAUCUUGAAACUCCAGUUUCUAAUCAAACUUCAAGAAUUAACGACUCUGCUUUACUCAAAAUGUCAGAAACUGAAUUUAAGGAGCAAAAUACAAAAGAAAUUCAAGAAAAAUCUGUUAUAGUGCAUGCAGUAGUGGAUAAUCAACCUGACAUACUUGAAAAUUUUCCUAUCGUUCAACCUGUGUCGUCUGUCGUUGAACUUUCUUGUACAAUUACUAGUGAAGAAAGUAAGGAAAGUAUUGAGAACAGAGGAAAAGAGAAUAAAGAUAAUAAACAUGAAAACAAAGAAAAGCUAAACAAACCGGAUGAGAGCGCAAUUCUUGAUGCUGAUGAAAGUAAAGAGAGUACAAUUAUUACCGAUGAAUCAAAGGGGAGUGCCAUGUUAUCAACAGAAAAAGACAAGGAAAAUUUCACCGAUAAUAAAGAGUCUAGAAGAAGAGAUGGAUCUCCAUCGGCAAAAUUUGACAACAAUACCACUGCUAUUGAAACAUUAAAACAAGAGUGUGAUUCAUUACUCAUAGAGAGAGAGGAAAUUAUUAAUGACCAGAGUUGUUUAAGUGAAAGAUAUAAAGGUGAUGAAAAUAUCAUUAAUUUUGAAGAAAUUAAAGUUGAUUCGCUUCGGGAAGAAAAGGAAAUCAAUGUAGAAAUGAUUAACAUUACUGAUGAGCCUGGAGACAACGUUAGUUUUCCAUCAACUGAAAAGAUUAUAGAUGACGAAAUUGGAACAAAUGCAGAAGAAUGUAAAGACGAUAAUUCUCUUUCACUAGAAAAGAAUAUAUGCACAGAUAUUUCUAUUGACUCGAAUGAGCUUAAAAAAGACGAUGGUUCUCUAUCAACUGAUAAUGCCAAAAGCAAAGUACUUACAACUGAUACUCAUGAAUCUGAGUUAAGAGAUGCAUCGCCAACAACAGAAAAUAUCAGACUGGACGAUAGUACUAUUGACCAUGAAGAGUAUCACCAAAGCAGCGAUACACUACUGACAGCAAAGAAAACAGCUGAAAAAAGAACAGGCAACAAUAACGCUGAAAAGAAUAAAAACGUCAAAAAUAACACCGAAAGACCUGAAGAACUUUACUCGCUUUUAAAAGAACGGGAAAGCGAUCUCGAAAGUCCAAUUAACACUGCUAAAUCGAAAGAGAAUUUAAAUUCUAUACAAGUAAAGACAGGAAGUGAACAAAAUAUUACUUCUAUUAAAGAACCUAAUGCCAGUGACUCACUUCCAAAAGAAAGAGAUAUCGAUAUAGAAAGUUCGAAAGAUACUGAUGAGACUGAAGAGUAUGUUAGUUCUUUAACAAUAAAGUCUGGAAACGAACCAAUUAUUACUUCAAUGGAAGAACCAAGUGAAAGUGAUUCUCUUCCCAGAGAAAUAGACAGCAUCAGAGAAGGUUCCAAAGAGAUUCUUGAGACUGAAGACAAUAUUAGUUCUCUACCAAUAAAGACUGGAAAUGAAACAAUUACCACUUCCAUUGAAGACCCGAAAACAAGUGAUUGUCCCUCAAGAGAAAAAGACAGCGUCAAAGAAUGUUCCAAAGAUACUGAUGAGACAGCAGAGCAUGUUAGCUCUCCAAUGGUAAAGUCUGAAAGUGAACAAAUUACCACUUCCGUUGAAGAACCUAAAAAAGAAAGUUCCAAUGAUACUGAUGAAAAUGAAAAGACUAUUAUUCCUACACCAGUACAGGCUGAGAAUAAAAAAAUCACCGCUUCUUUUGGAAAACUAAAUGCAAGUGAUUCCCUUUCAAAAGAAGGACAUACCGAUGCAGAAAGUUCCAAAGAUACUAAUGAGAAUGAAGAGAACAUCAGUUCUCUACCAAUAAAGUCUGGAAAUAAACCAACUGUCACUUCCAUUGAAGAUCCUAAUGCAAGUGAUUCACUUCCAAAAGAAAGGGAUAUCAAUCUUGAAAUUUCCAAAGGUACUGAUGAGACUGAAGAGUAUGCUACUUCUCUACCAAUAAAGUCUGGAAAUGAACCAACUAUCACUUCCAUUGAAGAACCAAAUGCAAGUGAUUCACUUCCAAAAGAAAGAGAUAUCAAUCUUGAAAUUUCCAAAGGUACUGAUGAGACUGAAGAGUAUGCUACUUCUCUACCAAUAAAGUCUGGAAAUGAACCAACUAUCAUUCCCAUUGAAGAACCAAAUGCAAGUGAUUCUCUUCCAAAAGAAAGGAAUAUCGAUCUUGAAAUUUCCAAAGAUACUGAUAAAACUGAGGAGUAUGUUAGUUCGUUACCAGUAGAUUCUGGAAAUGAACCAACUAUCACUCCCAUUGAAGACCCUAAUGCAAGUGAUUCACUUCCAAAAGAAAGAGAUAUCAAUCUUGAAAUUUCCAGAGGUACUGAUAAAACUGAGGAGUAUGCAACUUCUCUACCAAUAAAGUCUGGAAAUGAACCAACUAUCACUUCCAUUGAAGAACCAAAUGCAAGUGAUUCUCUUCCAAAAGAAAGGAAUAUCGAUCUUGAAAUUUCCAGAGGUACUGAUAAAACUGAGGAGUAUGUUAGUUCUUUAACAAUAAAGGCUGCAGAUGAAUCAAUUACCACUUCCAUUGAAGAAUCUAAAACAAGUGAUUCUCUUCCAAGAGAAAAAGAUAUCGUUAAAGAAGGUUCCAAAGAUACUAAUGAGACUGAAAUGGAUAUUAGUUCUCUACUAGUAAAGGCUGGAGCCGAAAAAGUUACCACUUCUAUAGAAGAACCUAUUACAGAUUAUUCACUUCCAAGAGAAAGAGAUAUCGAAAAAGAGAUUUCCAAAGAUACUGAUGAGACUGAAAAGAACAUCAGUUCUCUACCAAUAAAGUCUGGAAAUGAACCAACUAUCACUUCCAUUGAAGAACCAAAUGCAAGUGAUUCUCUUCCAAAAGAAAGGAAUAUCGAAAAACAAAUUUCCAAAGAUACUGAUAAAGCUGAAGAAUAUGUUAGUUCGUUACCAGUAGAUUCUGGAAAUGAACCAACUAUCACUUCCAUUGAAGACUCUAAUGCAAGUGAUUCACUUCCAAAAGAAAGAGAUAUCAAUCUUGAAAUUUCCAAAGGUACUGAUGAGACUGAAGAGUAUGCUACUUCUCUACCAAUAAAGUCUGGAAAUGAACCAACUAUCAUUCCCAUUGAAGACUCUAAUGCAAGUGAUUCACUUCCAAAAGAAAGAGAUAUCAAUCUUGAAAUUUCCAAAGGUACUGAUGAGACUGAAGAGUAUGCUACUUCUCUACCAAUAAAGUCUGGAAAUGAACCAACUAUCACUUCCAUUGAAGAACCAAAUGCAAGUGAUUCUCUUCCAAAAGAAAGGAAUAUCGAUCUUGAAAUUUCCAAAGAUACUGAUAAGACUGAAGAGUAUGUUUGUUCUCCAAUGGUAAAGUCUAAAAGUGAACAAAUAACUACUUCCACUGAAGAACCUAAUACAAGUGACUUGCUUCCAAAAGAAAAGGAUAUCGAUAUAGAAAGUUCAAAAGAUACUGAUGAGACUGAAGAGUAUGUUUGUUCUUUACCCAUAAAGUCUGAAAACGAACCAGGUAUCACUUCCAUUGAAGACCCUAAUGCAAGUGAUUCUCUUCCAAGAGAAAAAGAUAGUGACACAGAAAGUUCUAGUGAUUUUGAUGAGACUGAAGAGCAUGUUUGUUCUCUACCCUUAAAAGCUGAAAGUGAACAAAUAACUUCUUCCCCUGAAGAGUCUAAAUCCGUUGAUUUGCUUGUAAAAGAAGAAGGCGGCGACACAAUACACCUCAAAGAUUCUGAUGAGACUGAAGAGCAUGCUGGUUCUCCUAUGAUAAAAGCUAAAAGUGAACAAUUUACUGUUUACCAUGAAAAACCUAAUGCCAGUGAUUCUCUUCCAGGAGAAAGAUAUAUCGAUGAGGAAGGUUCCAUAGAUGCUGAUGAGACUGAAACAAUUAUAUCUCUACCGGUUAAGGCUGCUAGUGAACGAAUUUACACUUCUGUGGAAGAAGAUAAUGUAGACGAUUCUGUUCCAAAAGAAAAGGAUUACGUUAAAGAAAGUUUAGAUAAUAUCGAUGAGACUGAAGACCAUAUUAGUAAAGAGGACAAAGAGAAGGAAAACACUAGUACUUUUGAAGAACUGGAAAAAUUUGAUUCGCUUCCGAAAAUAAGUGAAAGCGAUGUUGAUAUUGAUGAGCCGGAGGAGAACAAUACUUCUGUAUCAUCCGAAACGGUUAAAAAUAAAGAUGGCACAUUCAAGACUGAUGGCAAACAAAGUUCUACAAAUUUCGGAGAGCCUGAAGCAAGAGAAUUGCUUCCGAUUGAAAAAGAUACGCAUGUAGAAAGUUCUGAUGAUAUUGAUGAGCCUAAUGAUAAUGCUAAUUAUCCAUCAUCAGAAAAAUUCAAACAUGACGAAAUUACUGCUAAUACUGAUGAAUCUGAACAAGAAGGUAGAUCUUCGUUGACAAAAGAUAGCAGAGUUGACGAUAGCACUACUGGUCAUGAAGAAUAUAAACAAGAAAGUGUUAUCCUACCAGCCGGAAUGGAGAAAACUGAUGAUAGUGUGAACGAUAAUAAAGAAGUUUGUUCUUUUUCAAACACAUUGGAGAAAAACAAAGAUAAUACAACUGAAAAUGAUUAUUCUAAAGAAAGUGAAGAACUCACAUUAGAAAGUCCACCAGCUAGAGAUGAAAAAUGUACAACUGAUACUCAAGAAAGUGAUAUAGCAUUGGGUGGAAGAGGAGGAGAUGGAGAAAGUACAGUUGAUACUAAAGAUUCUCAAGCAGAUAAUAGUGAAGUAUCUAUAGCAAGAUACAUAGAUAAAGAAGGUACUUAUGGUAUUGAAGAACCUGAACAGCCAAGUGAUUUCGUAUCAAGAAACACUGACAGAGAUAGAGAAAGUACCAUUGCCAUUCAAGAUCCUAAACUGAAAAAUGAUGCAGUGCUGCCGGAAAAAGCUGAAUAUAAAGCCCCAAUGUCAACAGAAAAAGUUGAGGCAAAAGAGGGUACCUCUGUUAUUGCAAAAUCUAAACAAGACACUUCGAUAGAAAAAGUAGAUCGAGAAACCGAUAUUGAUUUUAUAGCACCUGAGCUAGAAAGUGGUAUUCUUUCAUCAGAAAAGAUCAGAGAGGAAGCAAGCGCAAUUAAAGCUCAAGAGCCUGAUCGCGAAACUGACUCCCAGUCGAUAGUAAUUCAAGGGGAGGGGAAAAAUUUUCAUGAUAUUGCAGAAAGUAAUAGUGAUAGAGAUAGUUUUAUAGAGGAGAGUAGUUCUCCAUCAACAGAAAAUGUUAGAGAUGAAAAAAGUAUUACAAGUAAGAACAAACCUAACCAACAAGACAAUACCUUAUCGGUUGUAACUGACAAAAGUGAUCGUAUUGCUGAAGAAUAUAUACAGGAAGAUAGUUCUCUGCCAGCAGAUAGGAAUAAAAUCGAAGGAAAUAUUUUCGACAAUCAAGAAUGUAAAGAAGAGAACAGGUCGACAGAAGUAACCAUGGAAAAGAGUAUUAUUGACACUAAAGAAUGUGAUGAAGGAGACAUAUCGAUGUCUCAAGAAACAAGUAAAUCAAAUACUGUUGAAUCUACUAUUUCAAAGCCUCUAGUAAGAGAAAGUCCCGAAACUGUCACAGCUCGAUCAGAACAGUAUGGUAUAUCUAGGGAAAAUCUCGCUCAUGUUGCAGGCGAAGGAGAAGUCGAUGAAAGUGAAACAACUGAGCUAUCUACUAUAGACAUACGCGAUACAAAUGUUGAAUUAAUACCUACAACUAAGCCAGGAGAUGAUAAGGAAGUUCAAUCACCGACUAUCAUUUCCUCAACCGAUCAUCAGGAAUUGACUAUGGUGACUGAUGUAUCAUGCGAAGGAGAUAAUAAUAAUACAUUAGAAACCAACUUUCAGCAAGAAACAGAGAGUAGUAGCGAGAAUGAGUCUGACGAUGAUUCAACCUCGAAAGAUAUAAAUGACACAAAUUAUGAAAACAGUGAUGAUAUUUUAGCGGACGAUGAAAUGGAAUUGGAUGGAUAUGAGAUUAUUCAGCGACUAUCUUCAAUUGAAGAAGUUAGUGAGGAAGAUAUCGACGAACUCUCUCGACAAAGUGAAGGUUCAACAUCUGCCAAGAAAGCAAUUACAGAUAGUUUUGGUGAUAUAGAGGAUGAUAGUGGCUUCAAAACUGGUGAAGUUAGCCUGCCAAAAGAUGAUGAAUCUUGCACGGACGAUGAGUUUUCAAAGGAAAAUUUAGACAGUGAAUACGAGCCACAGUUGGAAGAAGCCUUGAAUGACACAUUUGAAGCUGAAUCCGACUCGGUUGAGUCUCAAAAUGAGUUUGUUGAGCCUGAAAUAGUACUGUCAAACAGUGACAAUGAUACCAAAGUUGAAGGUGACAGUGAUAAAUCUUCUUACUACACGGCGUCUACAACCAGUCUUGAAAAAUGGUAUUCAGCCGACGACUUAACUCCCGAAAUGCUCAAAGGAUCCAUUUCAGAGGAAUUUUUACCUUAUUCAUACGAAAGCGUGUUAAUCAAAAGUCCUGUAGUUUAUGACAGUUCAGAGACAGAAUAUUAUACACCAGUCGCCUCGGAAGAUGAAUAUGGUGAAUGCACUAUGGUUCUUCCCAAAACCAGAUCUUCUGUGAUCACGAAAGGGGACCUGGGUAGUUCUAGUGAUGAAGAUGUAACUCCUUGUCCUUCAGCAAAUACGUCUCCCAAGAAAACUAUUUCAAGAGACAUUGAUAGCUCGGAAGAAGAGGUUUCUGAUAGUGAAUCUGUUAUCUGUAGGCCUCUUGAAACGAAGGACCAAGAAAUUACAGAUGAAAAUUCUUCCAAGGAGCAACUGUUGGACGAUCUUUCCACCUCAGCUGAUGCUGUACAUCCAGAGAGUCCGGGAAACGAACUCCUUACAUUAGAUGCUAUAACGAAACUCUCUGAAACGAUUCAACCAACAACAGCGACAUCUGCCACUGAACAGACGGAUACAGAGAAAUUAAUAAAUCGAAAUAUUGACAGCUCAUGCAGAGCUCAGAAUGAAAACAUUGAACCGGUUAAGCCUCUCAUGGAAGUUGAAUUAUCUGCGAUUCAACAGGAAAGAUCUUCAAAUUUAGAGGGUAGUUCAUGGUUGGCGAAAUCGGCUCCUUGUUUGAGAGAUUCUGAUGAAAAUGAACAUUCUUUGAAGGAAGUUAAGCGUUUAUCGCUUUCGGAAUUAUUUCUGAAAUCUGCUGAAGAAGGAACAAUUACAACAGAUCCAAUCUCUGGGGAAGUUCCUACUACUUUCUGUAAAGUAGUUCAUUUUAAAGCUCCGGAACGUCGUACGAAAACUGCUUCGGAAGAAGGCGCAGAGGAUAGUCCUACAGGUAGUACUAUCUCUGCAAACGUAGCACCCUGUUCCGCUAUUAUAAAGGCUUCUUCGAAUGACAACGAAAGAGAAUCUAUACCUGAUAGUAAUUCAACAAACUCUGACUUUGGAACUGAAACGCAUGACGAUAAUCCAGAAAAUAUAUAUAAACAUACUAAAGUGGAAGAAAAUGACGAAUCUAGUGAUUCGGAAUACUGGCCAGGACCGGAUGAGGAGAAAAAGGAAAGUGAGGAGCUUAAAAAGUUAGAUUAUCCACCUUAUGAUCCGGAGAGUCUUGAGAAUUUAGAUAAAACUUUAUUAUUUGAAGACCCACUUGAUGUUGAUGAUCUCAAAUCAUCAGAUGAGUCGGAAAAAGUUGUGAUAACAGAUUAUGAUAUAAAAAAGAUCGGUAAACCUACGCCAGAUGAUCUAACGACUCUCGACAAAGAAAUCAUUGAUUCAACUUGUUCAACUCCUGUAGAAGGAGAUGUUGAAUCGGAAUUAAUGCUUUCUCAUACUAGGGUUGUUAAUUUCAAUGUUAUGUCAGAUUCAACGACGAAUUCCGACGUGAUAGAAAGUUAUUCUGACCAAAUGAUUAUAGAGUCCAAGUCAUCUGAAUUGAAUGAGGAAGAUAAUACAUCACGAAACGUUCAUGUAAUUGGCUUUCAACCGUCAGGGAAAUUAAAAACUUCAGAUGAACCGACCAAAUCUAGCGAGAAAAAAUUCGGUCCAGUUAUUUUGGAUUUAGAAGUCUCUCCAAGAAAUAAGAAUCAAAGGCUUUUAUCAGAAAAUUUAUCGUCAGAUUGUGAUUCUAAUAAAACACAAGCGUCAACAGCUGAAUUAGAGACAAGAAGUUUACCGAUGUCGGGUGAUUCGGAGUACUCUGAAGCUAGUGUUGAUAAUCAGAGCAUAAUUAUGGAUCGCUAUAUUCUAAGUGAUCUACCUUAUGAAAUAUGUAACGAGAUUGAGGCUGUCAGAGAGGAAUAUCUUAACAGAAAUCCAGUUUUACAGAAAUCUUUCUCAACCUCCGAUAUUUCGAUUAAAACAAUGGUAGCAGAAAGACGUCUCAGUCUCCAGGAUCCUAUAAUGGAGCACAGAUCGACCUCAAAAGACAACAUUUUUAUAUUACUUUUACCUGACAAAGAAGAACGAAGAGAUUCUUAUGAAUCUACAAGUAUCAGCUAUACAGUUCCAGUUUUUGAACGAUCGGCCAGUGCUGAUACCCUAAAAAUCAUUCAUCCCGAUAGAUAUAAAAGACAAUCAAGAUCUCUAGAAAAUAUACCCCCACCUGAGGACGAUAUGACAGCUGACGAUGUUUUUGCCGAAAGCCGUCGUCUAAUGGAAAAAGAUACAGAAGAAGAUACUUUGAAAGAAGGUGAACCUGAAGAAAUUGUUGGAGCAGCUCCUAAAAGAGUCAGUUGGGCCGACCUCCUCCAAAAUGAAACGACAGAUAAAAAGAGUGUCAAGUCAUCAGUAGUCCCUUUGCUAUCGUCUUUAGCUAAAGAGAAAAUAAACCCAAAUUUGUCAGCUGAAAACGAAGAAAACUUGUUUGAAGGAAAAUUAGAAGAGGACCAAGAGCUAGAUAACUCAUCACGAGACAAUAAAGAGUACAGCACACUAAAAUCCGAAAUUAAAGAUAGUAGAGAUGAAACAGAGGAUAAUAAUACUGACAAACUCCAACAAGGAAAAGAUUCAGAAUCUUUAGAUACGAUAAUAGCUCACUCACAGGAUCUCGAAAACCUUGAUAAUGCUAGUAUCAGUAGCACUGAUGACGAUUACGUUCUUCAAAUACAACUAUCAGAAUCAAGUGAAAGUACAAGUUUACAAAUACCAGAAAAUAAUUCAACCGACGAAGAAAGUGCAACGGAUGCUGAAAUUUCCACACCUGAAUUGGAAACUAUUGUCCUUAGUCAUCCAAAAACCGACAAUCAGUCAGUAGCUCAAGAAGAAUUCGAAAACAAAAUUUCCGACGAAACUACAACGAAGAAAGAGAAAUAUCAAGUAUAUAAAGGUGAUUUUCAGAGUAAAUAUUUAGAAUUAAAAGAAAUUGAGAGCAAAGAGACGGCUUUAGGCGAAUUGGAUGAAACAUUGAGCGUAUGUGGCGAAGAAGAAAUUCAGCUAGAACAGACAGAAAAUACAAAACAGUUAUUGACAGAAGAACCAAUAACUAAAGAAACAGAUGAUAUCGAGUCCCAAGAAAAAGUUACAUCUUCCCUGCAAACUGAAACAAAGAAAGAAGAAAAACAAGGAGAUGCGGAACAAUUAGAGGACAGUAAGACCACUACAGAAAUUUCUGAAGAAGAAACUAAUUCGAAAUCAGUGGAAAAAGAGGAAGAUACCACUGGAUUGACAGCAAGUGAAAAUGAAAAAAUAACUUAUGAAGAGGAACUUGAAAUUGAUGAAGUAGGCGACGCUGAGGAAACAGCGGAGAAAACAAAAAAAUUGCAUAGUGAUGAAGAAAUAGGUGAUGAUAAAGAACUAUUGGUGAGAACGGAAGAAUUGCCAAGUAAUCAAGAAAGAGAAACCGAAAACUCACAAGAAACGAAACAAAUUAUUACUGCUGAAUGCGAAGCUUCUGCUUCCGAUAAAAAUGAAGAAACUAAAGAAAAGUCGCCAGAGCAAGAUUCUUCCAUCAAUAUCACAGUUGCAAAGGAUGAUAAUACCUCAUAUGAAAAGGUAAUUUCUAACAUCCAUAAUGAUGAUAUUGCCACAAACACAGACAUUACGACUAUACUGGUAAGCCAACAUCAAGAAGAAGGACAAGAAAGCGCACAAGAAAUAGGAAAGAGCGAUGAAAUUCCAGAAAUUUCAGAAGGAAAAGAUAAUUUAGAGUUUGAAGAAGGAGUAACACCAACGAUGAGAAGAAAAACAAAGAAAGAAGAAAGAUACGACGACACUGAACAGUGUGAGGACAUUAAGACAACUACAGAAAUUUCCGAAGAAGAAACCAAUUUGAAAUCAGUGGAAAAAGAGGAAGAUGCUACUGGAUCAACAAGCGAAAAUGAAAGAUUAUCUAAUGAAGAGGAAAUUGAAAUUGAUGAAAUAUCCAACGCCGGAGAAACAGCGGACCAAACAAAAGACUUGCAUAGUGAUGAAGUAAUAUGUGAUGAUAAAGAACAAUUGGUGAGAACGGAAGAAUUGCCAAGUAAUCAAGAAAGAGAAACCGAAAACUCACAAGAAACGAAACAAAUUAUUACUGCUGAAUGCGAAGCUUCUGCUUCCGAUAAAAAUGAAGAAACUAAAGAAAAGUCGCCAGAGCAAGAUUCUUCCAUCAAUAUCACAGUUGCAAAGGAUGAUAAUACCUCAUAUGAAAAGGUAAUUUCUAACAUCCAUAAUGAUGAUAUUGCCACAAACACAGACAUUACGACUAUACUGGUAAGCCAACAUCAAGAAGAAGGACAAGAAAGCGCACAAGAAAUAGGAAAGAGCGAUGAAAUUCCAGAAAUUUCAGAAGGAAAAGAUAAUUUAGAGUUUGAAGGAGUAACACCAACGAUGAAAAGAGAAACAAAGAAAGAAGAAAGAUAUGAAGAUACAGAACAAUUAGAGGACACUAAGACAACAACAGAAAUUUCCGAAGAAGAAACCAAUUUGAAAUCAGUGGAAAAAGAGGAAGAUACUGCUGGAUCAACAACAAGCGAAAAUGAAAAAUUAUCUACUAAAGAAGAAAUUGAAAUUGAUGAAAUAAGCGACGCAAGAGAAACAGCGGAAAAAACCAAAGACUUGCAUAGUGAUCAAGAAAUAGAUGAUGAUAGAGAACAAGUGGUGAGACGAAAAGAAUUACCAAUUAAACAAGACAUAGAAAGCGAAACACCAGAAGAAACGAAACAAGCUCUUAUUGCUGAAUGUGAAGCUUCAGUUUCCGAUAAUAACGAAGAUACUGACGAAGAGUCAACACAGCAAGAUUCUUCCAUCAAUGUCACGGAUGUAAAGGAUGAUACUAUCUCUGAUGAGAAAGUAACUCCUAACAUUCGUAAAAAUAAAAAGACUGCUGAAGAGUCACCACAGGAAGAUUCUUCCAUCAAUGUCACAGCUGUAAAAGAUGACACAAAUUCGCAGAAAAAUGUUAUGUCUAACAUCGAUAAUAAUAAUAUAGUAACAAACAUAGAAAUGACGCCUAUUCAGGUAGGCGAACUAGAAGAAAAAAGACACGAAGACUUUGAAGAUGCAGGAAAGCACGACCAAAUUCUAGAAAUUUCAGAGGAACAAGAUAAUUUGGAGUCUGAAGAAAAAGUCACACCUUCUGAGCAAAACGAAACAAAGAAAGAAGAAAGAUAUGAAGAGAUAGAAAAAUCGGAAGAUAAUAGGAUUACUAUAGAUACUGCUGGAUCAACAACAAGCGAAAAUGAAAAAUUAUCUGCUAAAGAAGAAAUUGAAAUUGAUGAAAUAGGCAACGCUGAGAAAAAAGCGGAAAAAACAAAAGAAUUGCUUAAUAAUCAAGAAAUAGAAAGCGAAACACCAGAAGAAACUAAACCAAUUCUUACAGCUGAAUAUGAAACUUCUGUUUCCGAUAAAAAUGAAGAUACUACUGAAGAAUCACCACUGCAGGAUUCUUCCAUUAAUGUCACAGAUGUAAAGGGUGAUACUAUCUCUGAUGAGAAGGUACCUCCUAACAUUGAUAAUGAUAAUAUUGUAACCGGCACAGAGGUUACACCUAUAUUGGUAGGUGAACUACAAGAAGACGGACAGGAAGACUCAGAACAAACGGAAAAAAGUGAUGAAAUUCUAGAUAUACCCAAAGAAAAAGAUAAUUUAGCGUAUGAUGAAAAAGUCACACCUUCUGCGCAGUACGAAGCAAAGAAAGAAGAAAAAGAAGAACACACAGAACAAUCAGAGGACAGUAAAAUAACUGCAGAAAUUCCCGAAGAAGAAACCAAUUUGAAAUCAGUGGAAAGUGAGGAAGACACUACUGGAUCAACAACAAGCGAAAAUGAAAGAUUGUCUAAUGAAGAGGAAAUUGAAAUUGAUGAAAUAAGCGAAGAAAAAGAAACAGCGGACAGGUUAAAAGAAUUACCUGUUAGUCAAGAAGUAGGUGAGAAAGAAAAGGUGGAGAGAGCAAAAGAAUUACUAAGUAAUCAAGAAACAGAAAGCGAAAAACGAGAAGAAACGAAACAAACUCCUACUACUGAAUGCGAAACUUCUGUUUCGGAUAAUAACGAAGAUACUGGCGAAGAAUCAACACAGCAAGAUUUUUCCAUCAAUGUCACAGAUGUAAAGGAUGAUACUAUCUCUGAUGAGAAAGUAACUACUAACGUUCGUAAUGAUGGUACUGUCACGAGCACAGAAGUUACACGUAUAUCGUUAAGGGAACUACAAGAAGAUGGACUGGAAGACUCGGAACAAACGGAAGAAAGUAAUGAAAUUCCAGAAGGAAAAGAUAGUUUGGAAUUGAGAGAAAAAGAAAAGACUACAAGCGCAACAACGUCGAAAUUUUCUGUGAAUAAUGAAGCAAAAGUAGUUGAAUUUCAAAUUAGGGAAGAGACCGUAGAGGAACAAGAUAACUUGGAAUUUGAAGCCGAAGAAGAGGAAAUGUUCAAAUUAAUAACCAAUACAAGUGAUAAUUUACCUAUUGAAACCAAGAUUUCCUAUGAAUUGAAAGAAAAAGAUGGUAAAGAUUUUGUUGAGGAAUCGUCAAAAUCAUCGGAAGAACACAUGGAAACAGAAGAAUGCAUAUCUGUCGUCUCUCAUGGAAAUGAACAUUCUAAUGAAGACUCAUUGAUACAAGUUUCUACUACUAAUGUUGUGGAUGUGAAGUUUGACGAAAUUCUUGGUGAUGGAACAGUUCUUCACCUAGAUUAUGAUAAUAUUAAAACACAAUUAGAAGAUAUCCCAGCUUCAAGAGGCCAAAUAGAUGAAAAUAUCACGGAUGAUGAAAGAAGUUUAGGGAAAUGCGAAAGAACUUUGGAAAGGAAUGAUAAUGUGAAAGCUGAGGAAAAAGGUGAAGAUAUUGAAGGUAAAGAAGGGCUUGGAAUGAUAGAAAUAGAUUCUGGAGCAGAGGAAAGAGACAAAGUAAUAGAUAAGCAAGAUGUAUUAAAGAGAGAAAAGGGAAAUAAUGAUGGUUUGAAGACGAAUGAUGAAGACUUUCAAGACGAUGACUCUGAAAUAUCAGAAAGAAAAGAAGAGACUUCUGAACUGACUAGUAUUGCAAAGGAAUAUCUUCUUAUUGAUGAUGAAAACAAACUUGAAAUGGAACAAGUUGAAGAUGUUGAUGAAAGCAAUAAAGUAUCAACAUUACCUGACCGCGAAGAAUCAAAAUUAGAAACUCCAGCAGAAAGAAAGGAAGUUAUGUCUGAUAAGGGCACAACUCUUCUUUCUGAUAUUCAAGGGUAUAAUAUUGAAGUUUCAGAGAAAGAAGACUCUGUUAAUAUAGAGAAAGAUAUGAAAACUAAUAACACUCUUGAUGAAGAAGCAAUUCGUCGUUCUAAUGACGAUAAGGAUAUGCUAGAAUCUGAAGACUUACCCAGUGUGAAACAUGAAACAAAAGAAAAUAUUGAUAAAGAUGAUGAAAAGCUAAUGGAGAGUCGUGAAAAUACAGAAAGCAUAGAUAACUUGAAAAAAUCGGAUGAAAGAGAAAGGGAAAUAUUUGACUCGACAAGUAGCCAAAGUGAAAACUUUCAAACUGAAGCGGCAGAUAAACAUGAAACAAAAGAAGAAGCUGUGGAACAAGUUGAUGAAAAGUUUGAAUUUUCGUAUGAUUACGAAAUAGAAUCUGAGAAACGAGAAGAAAUAAAAGAAUUAGCACCUGAUGAAAGCGAAGCAAUUACCUCUGAAGGAGUUGAGCAAAUUAAUAAAGAUGAAGAAACACUAGGUUCUAUUAGUAAUGUUAGAGAUAUGAAAAGUGAUAUUGAAGACGAUGACUCUGAAAAUGUCUUUAAUACUAAUAAUGAUAGUAUUUCCACAAAAUUAGAAGAUCUGGCUAGUGUACGAAGUAAAACAGGGGAAGAAAAAGAAGAAGAAAUGGAAAAGAAUGAAGAAACCUCAGAUGAAGAAAAUAACUCGGAAUUAGAAGAAAAAGACAAAGAAUUACCAAAAUCGACAACUAGUGAUAAAGAAAACUCUUCCAUGGCUGUUGCAGAUAAAUCACAAAUGGGUGAGGCGAAUGAAGUUAAAAAACCAGUUGACAAAGAAUUACAAUUACCUGACAAUCAAGAUUUAAAAUCAGAGAAAUUAGAAAUUACGAAGGAAAAGUCAACAGAGGAAUACAAAACAAUUGUUUCCGACACUAAAGAUGAUAUUAAUGAAGAUUUAGAAACAACAAAUCCUAACACCAAUGUUGUGGAUGUGAAAGGUUAUAGUACUUCUGAUGAAAAAACAGUUGCUCAUACCGCUAGUGAUAACGUUGCACUACAAUCAGCUGAUGAAUCUAAUGCGAGAAGCGAAUCAAGGGUAGACGAAAGAAAAGGCAAAAAGGAGCAUUCGGAAGCGAGUGAAGAAUUUUCAGAAAUUUUGGAAGAAGAUAAUUUGGAGUCAGGAGAAAAAGAAACAUAUACGACUGAAACAGCAACGAAUGAAAAAGAAAAUUUUCUUACAGACCUUGAAGAUGAGUCUAAAAUAAGGGAAAUAGAGAAUGCUGCGGAACAAGUUGCCAAAGCAGCAGAAGUAUCUUAUGGUCGAGAAAUAGAACCAGAAGAAUCAAAAGAACUACAAAUUGUAACAGAUGAAAUUUCCGAUGGAAACCAGCAGAUUAAUAAUGAUUUAGCACUUCGAGAUUCUACUGGCAUUGUAAAAGAUUUACAGACUCACAAUAUCCUUGAUGAAGAAUUUGUUCUUACCGACGACGAUAAUAUUCCAAUAAAAUCAGAAGAUAUGCCAAAAGUGGAAGAAGGAGAGAUACAUGAAAAAGUGGAAACAAGACGUGAAAUUGUGGAAAGAGAAGACAAUUUGAUAUCGGAAGAAAGAGAAAGAAAUAUCAUCGAGUCGACAGCGAAUGAAAGAGAGAGUCAGUCUAUUAUAUCUAAAGAUGAGCCUAAAAGAAGGGAAAUAGAAUUUGCUAAGGAAUCAGUUGGUAAAGUACUGGAUUUACCCGAUGAAUAUAAAAUAAAGUCAGAAGAAACCGAGAAAGUUUCAACUGAUGAAGAUUCGAUAGUACAAUAUCCUAUAGAGGAAAAUAUCUCUGCACUAAAUGAAGUAGAGAAGCCAGGAGAAAUUUAUCACAUUGAGACUUCAAAAAUAAAAGAUUCCGAAGAAUCAGCUAUCGAUAGCGAUAAAACCGAAAUCGAAGGAAAGUCAGGCGAAAUAGCUGAAGGAGGAGGUAAAGAAAAAGGAUUAGAAACUAAAGAUGCUUCUGUUGAAGAGAUAGAUCAAAAAAUAGAAUCUGAAGAAACAGCAGAAAUUAUAGAUGAGGAAAUGGAAAUAGCUGUUCCCAACUUAACAGGAUCUAAUGGUGAGGACUCCGAAACUGAAUAUUGUGCUAGCAAUGCUUCUGUAGUAGAAAAUAUUUGUGACGAAAGUGUUAAACGAGAAAUAAACGUUUCUUCACCCACCGAAGGAGUUGCCACACAUUUAAAGGUAAAGCAUCUUGAAGAUGAUUUAUUUGCAAAGGACAGCGAACCAUCUCUAACUGAAGAAACACAGAAGGAAAAUGUUACCUUCGAAAUUGAUAGUGCAUAUGAUUCAAAGGCUGAUAGCGUAAUUAAUGACUCAUCUCUGGCUUGUAUACGGGAAGAAGAGAAUGAACCAGAGCAAAAGUCGGAAGCAGCACUUUCAAUUGAUGAAUCUAUUCCUGCAAUGUCAAUAUUGAACACAGAGGAUUCAGAAGAAACAUCAUCUAUGUCUGAGUUACAAUCAAAUUAUAAAGAUUCACAAAACAGAGAAGUUUAUAAAUAUGAAGAUACUGAUGAAGCGAAACUAGAGCCCGUUUCAGCUACAAGAAUAUCUGAACAGGAAUCUCUCUUACCUACAACACAAACUGAAAAUAUUCCGUCUCUACACAUAUCUGAUUCUGAGUUAGUUGCUCAAUACUCUUCAUCAAAUAUUGAACAACAACCCGCUGUUGAACAAACAAAGACAUCAAACCUUAGUGAAUCCUAUAAAACUAACACAGACUCUGAUAAAAUAGAAAACGAAGAAGAAGAAACGUUUGAAGAUGCUUUAUCAGAAGUUUCCGCGGAUAAAACAAUACGAAGAACCAAAGAUGAUGACAAAGAUUAUCACAUUAGUGACAACGAUGACGAUAAUAACGAUGAUGAUAAGAAAGAUAAUGACAAUGAAUUCGAAAUAAUUCAAAAAUCCUCUUCUUUGGAACCUUCUUCGAUUGAAACAUUUUCUAGUGUUAGAGAUACAAGCGGAGACACAAAUUUCACGGAGGAAGUAGGCGUAUCAAAUGAACAAGAGAGCCCUGAAAACAUAACAGACUUAUCUGAUCAAUCUGUAAAAUCAAAAGUUGAUGCAAAAGAAAAGGAAGACAAAACGGACGAAGAGCCCCUAACGUCAGGAAACACUUUGGAAUUUUCUUCCAUGAAAAAUUCUGUACUACAGCCUGAAUCAAAGCUAGAAAACUUUCCAAUUGAAAGUACUAGAGCUAUUGUUGAUUCAAUUUCAUCUGAUAUAACAGAAGGCAUUGUUACUCAAACAAAAAUGUCAGACGAUGAAGUAGUUACAUCGAAAGCUACAGAUUUUUCAGAAGUCGAGAUCGAAGGAGAAAGAGAAAUGAGUAAAACUUCAUCGACAGAAUUUGGUGAGCUUGAGAGCGAACAACUAAAUGCUGAUGCUACAUCUAGAAAGACGGAAUUUGUUGUUUUAGUAGCAAAUAACAAUAAACGCGAUCCUUCUUUGGUAGAAGAAGCGCAGGAGAGUACAAUGACAUCUUUUGAUGGAAAUAUCGAUAAUAAUAGAGAAGAAACAAACAUUAAAGCUCUGUCUUUCGUAGAAAAAGAGGAUCAAGAGUUUGUUCAGCUAGAUUCUAUCACAAAAAGCUCUUGUAAAGACAAUGAUGAUAUGGUUACAGCUGAACACUUACAAGACACAAAUCAAAAUGUUCCUGAAUCAGUCUUGGAGGCCACAAUCGAACAACCACAAAUUUUGCGUGACGAAAACGAAUCGUCAAUGCAUGUUCAAGAAAAUCUGUUAGAAGAGCAUAAGACACUUCUGCAUGACGAAUUAAGCAUAAGUCAAGAGGCAAACAGGCAACAAGUUAAACCAACAGAAGUAGGAGAUUCAUACAAAGACAGUUCCAUUGAUCUUCAACAGGAAGAUGAAAAUGUCAGUGAGAAAAAGAAAGGUAUAACUCGAGAAUUAAUUUUUGCACAAGAUCCACUAAGUGGUGAUAAAAAACAUGAGGGUGGUGAAUCAGACGCUAAAUCAGAUAUAAUACCUGAGCUAAAAUAUGGUCCUAACGACAAACAACCUGUUUUGAAUAUAAGUAAAAAUGUUUCAAAUAAAAGAGAAAGUUUACUGAUGGAAGAUGAAGAAGGAACAGUAUCUGCUUCUUUAACGACCGAGGAAAAAGUUACAUCUUCUGAAAAAGAGGAUAGUAAUCUAACAAAACAUCCUCUUGAUAUUAUGAAGAAUGACAAUGAACAAUCACAAGAAACUAAAGACAAAAGUAACGAUGACAAGAGUAAAGAGGGAAAACUAUCGACUGACCAAGAAAAUCAAACAGAAUAUUUGAAACAAAUCGACGACUCUGCUGCUAGUAUUGCUGGUGCUCACUCAGAGGAUAAAACUCAUAAUGUCGCAAAUGUGACCAAACAGGAACAACAGGAAGACUUCUUGAGCACGAAGCCAAAGGAAUUGUUUAGAGAAAUUGAAAGAAUUUCUGAAAAUGAGAACGAGGAUGGUAUAGAAAACAAAAAUGUGGAGGUUAUGAAAGAAAGCAAAGAGCAAUCAAAUGAUAAUGAAAAUAAUUCCUGUGAUCAAUUAGCAAUCGACCAGGAACUCGCACUAGAAGAAGCCACUGAAAUCUCUGAAACAAUCAAAGAACAUUACAUUGAAACUACAACGAAACAAGAGAAAGGUGAAUCACAGAAAAAAGAUUCUGAAAGCGAAAAUAUUAUGUCAGAAGAGAUUGAUAGCAACUCCGGAGAUUCGAUGGAAGAUAUAAAUAUAGAUUUGCAACAAACACGUGAAAAUAUUGAAUUAAAAGAAAACGAUGACACUAAACUGAAUACCAAUGAACAAGACCAAAUAUCUUCAUAUCAAAUAGCCCAGUCAGAUGUAGUAAAACCUGAUUCGAUUGAUGAAAUUCCUUCUGAUAAAGAAGAUACUACUAAUGAAAACUCGAAAAUAAAGGAAUAUUCUAGUAGUGUUAGUGAUACGGAAAUUGGACAUAACCUUGCAGAAGAAUCUACCUCAAAUAUUGCUGACAUCAAAGUACAAACCGAACCAACAGAAAUUUCUUCUUCGAAAAACGACACAACGGAAAAAGAAUUACAAAUAAAUAAAUUAGCAUCAAGAGAACAUAAUAAUUUGCAAUUAGACAAAAAAGAAAAAGAAUUAGCUGCAUCAAAAACCGAAGCAAAACAGAAUCUGCCUACUGAGGAUGAAGAUAAGCAUAAAACGAAAGACAAUAUAGAAUCACUUGCCAAGACACCGACAGAAUGUGACGAUGCAGAAAUAGUCCCAGAAAUGUCAGCAGGAGAGAAGCAAAUUAUAUCAGAUCAAUGCGAAAUUGUAGAUAACCCUCUUGAUGAAGCUAUGGAAGUUUCUGCUGGUAAUACAAUCGACUUCAAAAGUGACGCUACCUUUGAAGUAGAACCCAGUUUCCACACUGAUAGUCACGAUAUUACAAAACAAAGAGAGAUUAUUCCAAAUGUGAGAAACCAAACAAAAGAAAACAUUGGAAACGAUAAAGGACAAAUGGAUAAACCUGAUGAAAUUUUGGAAAAGCAAGAUAAUUUGGAAUCACAGGAAAGUGAAGAAAAUAUUGCUGGAUCAGCAACAAGCCAAAACGAAAAACUAUCCGAUGAAGCACAAAUUGAAAUUAAAGAACUAGGCGAUGCUAGACAGCAAGCGAAGAAGACGAUAGAAUUAACUAGUAAACAAGAAAUAGAAAACGAAAAACCAGAAGAGACACAACAAAUUAUUACUGCUGAAUAUGAAGCUUCUGUUUUCGAUAAAAAUGAAGAUUCUGACGAAAAAUCACCACAGCAAGAUUCCUCCAUUAAUGUCACAGAUGUAAAAGAUGAUAAUACCUCUGAUGAGAAAGUAAUUUCUAACAUCGAUAAUAAUGAUAUUGCUACAAACGCAGAAAUUACGACUAUACUUGUAAGCCAACAAGAAGAAGAAGGACAUGAAAGCGCACAAGAAAUAGGAAAGAGCGAUGAAAUUCCAGAAAUUUCAGAAGAAGAAGAUAAUUUAGAGUUUGAAGAAGGAGUAACACCAACGAUGAGAAGAGAAACAAAGAAUGAAGGAAGAUACGAUAACACUGAACAUGCUGAGGACAUUAAGUCAACUAUAGAAAUUUCCGAAUUAGAAACCAAGUCUAAAUCAGUGGAAAGCGAGGAAAAUACUACUGGGUCAACAACAAGCGAAAAUGAAAGAUUAUCUAAUGAAGAGGAAAUUGAAAUCGAUGAAAUAAGCGAAGCAAAAGAAACAGCGGACAAAACAAAAGAAUUGUGUAGUGAUCAAGAAAUAGGUGAUGUCAGAGAGCAAGUAGAGAGAACGAAAGAAUCACUAAGUAAUCAAGAAAUAGAAAGCCAAACACCAGAAGAAACGAAACGAACUCUCACAGCUGAAUCCGAAGCUUCUGUUUCCGACGCUACUGAAAAAUUAACAGAGCAAGAUUCUUCUAUCAAUGUUACAGAUGUAAAGAAUGAUAAUACCUCAGAUGAGAAAAUCACUUCAAACAUUGAUAAUGAUGGUAUUGUAACAAGCACAGAGGUCACACCUAUAUCGCUCGGCGAACUUCGAGAAGGAUAUGAAGAUACAGAAUAUACAGAAAAAGAUGAAGAAAUUCUAGAAAUGUUUAAAGAAAACGAUAAUUUGGAGUCAGAAGAAAAAGUCAUACCUUCUGUGCAAAACGAAAUAAAGAAAGAAGAAAGAUUUGAACACCCAGAACAAUCAGAGGACGGUGAGAUAACUGCAGAAAUUUCCGAAGAAGAAACCAAGUUGAAAUCGGUGGAAAAGGAGGAAGACACUACUUUAUUAAAAACAAGCGAAAAUGAAAGAUUAUCUAAUGAAGAGGAAAUUGAAAUUGAUGAAAUAAGCGAAGAAAAAGAAACAGCCGACAAAACAAAAGAAUUGGUUAGUGAUCAAGAAAUAGGUGAUGUCAGAGAGCAAGUAGAGAGAACAAAAGAAUUACUAAGUAAUCAAGAAAUAGAAAGUGAAAAACCAUGGGAAACGAAACAAAGUCUUACUGCUGAAUGCGAUACUUCUGCUUUCGAUAAGAAUGAAGAUACUGACGAAAAAUCAACACAGCAAGAUUCUUCCAUCAAUGUCACAGAUGUAAAAGAUGAUAAUACCUCAGAUGAGAAGGUAGUUCCUAAAAUCGAUGAUGAUGAUAUUACAACAAGCAGAGAGGUUAUUCAUAUCCAGGUAGGCGAAUUAGAAAAAGACAGAUAUGAAAACGCAGAACAAACAGAAAAGAGUGACGAAGUUUUAGAAGGAAAGGAUAAAUUGAUAUUCGAGACCAAAGAAGAGGAAAUGUCCGAAUUAAUAACCAAUACAAGUGAUAAUUUACCUAUUGAAACCAAGAUUUCCUAUGAAUUGAAAGAAAAAGAUGGUAAAGAUUUUGUUGAGGAAGCGUCAAAAUCAUCGGAAGAACACAUGGAAACAGAAGAAUGCAUAUCUGUCGUCUCUCAUGGAAAUGAACAUUCUAAUGAAGACUCAUUGAUACAAGUUUCUACUACUAAUGUUGUGGAUGUGAAGUUUGACGAAAUUCUUGGUGAUGGAACAGUUCUUCACCUAGAUUAUGAUAAUAUUAAAACACAGUUAGAGGGUAUCUCGAACGUGAAAAAUGAGGCGAAGGAUAGAAUCUCAAAAGAUAGAAGUGAAAAAGAACAAAAAGAACAGAGUGGUGAAAGGGAGGAUGACUUGGAAUAUGAACGAAAGGAAAGUAAUUUAACUAUAUCAGAAAGUAAUGAAAAAGGUAGCUUACCAAGCAAAGAACUUGAAGAAAAGGAAAAUGAAGAUGUUGAGGAAGCUAACCAAAUAGUAACAUUACCUGGAGAUGAAGGAGAGAAAAUACAAGAACAGGACGAAGCUAAACCAAUUCUAACUGCUGAAUCUAAUGUUGAUUUAUCCGGUAAAACUAAAAAUGCUGACGAAGAUUUUGAAACACAAGACCUUACCAUGAAUACUCUUGAUGUAAAAACAGAUGCAACUUCUGAUAAGGUGUCAAUAGUUCACAUUGAUAAUGAUGAUAUUCCGAAAAAAUAUGAAACCACUUCUAUUCUAAGAGAAGAAACAAUAACGGCAGAAAAACAUGGAGAGAUACAACAAACGGAAAAGAGUGAUAUAAUUUUGGAGACUUCAGAAAGAAAAGAUAAUUUACAGUUAAUAGAAAGGGAGAAAGAUAGUACGAGAUCAACAACAAGUGAAAAAGAAAUAAUGUCCGGUGAAGAAGAGAUGGAAACUAAAGAACUAGUCGAUGCAAGAGAAACAGCGGACAAAACAAAUGAAUUGGUUAAUAAUCAAGAAAUAGACGAUGCUAGAGAACAAGCGGAAAAAGCAAACGAACUACUCAAUAAUCAAGAAAAUGAAAACGAAAAACGAGAAGAGACGCAACAAAUUAUUACUUCUGAAUGCGAAGCUUCUGUUUUCGAUAAAAUUGAAGAUACUGACGAAAAAUCACCACAGCAAGAUUCCUCCAUUAAUGUCACAGAUGUAAAAGAUGAUAAUACCUCUGAUGAGAAAGUAAUUUCUAACAUCGAUAAUAAUGAUAUUGCUACAAACGCAGAAAUUACGCCUAUACAUGUAAGCCAACAAGAAGAAGAAGGACAUGACAGCGCACAAGAAACAGGAAAGAGCGAUGAAAUUCCAGAAAUUUCAGAAGAAGAAGAUAAUUUAGAGUUUGAAGGAGUAACACCAACGAUGAGAAGAGAAACAAAGAAUGAAGGAAGAUACGAUAACACUGAACAUGCUGAGGACAUUAAGACAACAAUAGAAGUUUCAGAAGACGAAACCAAUUUAAAAUCAGUGGAAAAAGAGGAAGAUACUGCUGGAUCAACAACAAGCGAAAAUGAAAGAUUAUCUAAUGAAGAGGAAAUUGAAAUCGAUGAAAUAAGCGAAGCAAAAGAAACAGCGGACAAAACAAAAGAAUUGUGUAGUGAUCAAGAAAUAGGUGAUGUCAGAGAGCAAGUAGAGAGAACGAAAGAAUCACUAAGUAAUCAAGAAAUAGAAAGCCAAACACCAGAAGAAACGAAACGAACUCUCACAGCUGAAUGUGAAGCUUCUGUUUCCGAUAAAAAUGAAGACUCCGCUGAAGAAUCACCACAGCAAGAUUCUUCCAUCAACGUCACAGAUAUAAAGAGUGAUACUACAUCUGAUGAUAAAGUAACUCCUAACAUUGAUAAUGAUGGUAUUGUAACAAGCACAGAGGUCACACCUAUAUCGCUCGGCGAACUUCGAGAAGGACAUGAAGAUGCAGAAUAUACAGAAAAAGAUGAAGAAAUUCUAGAAAUGUUUAAAGAAAACGAUAAUUUGGAGUCAGAAGAAAAAGUCAUACCUUCUGUGCAAAACGAAAUAAAGAAAGAAGAAAGAUUUGAACACCCAGAACAAUCAGAGGACGGUGAGAUAACUGCAGAAAUUUCCGAAGAAGAAACCAAGUUGAAAUCGGUGGAAAAAGGAGAAGACACUACUUUAUCAAAAACAAUCGAAAAUGAAAGAUUAUCUAAUGAAGAGGAAAUUGAAAUUGAUGAAAUAAGCGAAGAAAAAGAAGCAGUCGACAAAACAAAAGAAUUACUCUAUGGUCAAGAAAUAGGCGAUGGUAGAGAAAAAGUAGAGAGAACAAAAGAAUUACUAAGUAAUCAAGAAACAGAAAGCGAAAAACGAGAAGAAACGAAACAGAGUCUUACUGCUGAAUGCGAUACUUCUGCUUCCGAUAAGAAUGAAGAUACUGACGAAAAAUCAACACAGCAAGAUUCUUCCAUCAAUGUCAUACAUGAAAAAGAUGAUACUAUCUCUGAUGAGAAAGCAACUCCUAACAUUGAUCACGAUGAUAUUAGAGCAAGCGCGGAGGUUACGUCUAUACUGGUGAGGCAACAACAAGAAGAAGGACAUGAAGAUGCAGAACAUACAGAAAAAGAUGAUGAAAUUUUAGAAAUACCCGAAGAAAAAGACAAUGUAGCAUAUAAUGAAAAAGUUAUACAUUCUGUGCAAUACGAAACAAAGAAAGGAGAAAGAUUUGAACACCCACAACAAUCUUUGGACAGUAAGGUAACUGUAGAAAUUUCUGAAGAAGGAACCAAGUUGAAAUCAGUGGAAAAAGAGGAAGACAGUACUUUAUCAAUAACAAGCGAAAGUGAAAAAUUGUCUAAUGAAGAGGGAAUUGAAAUUAAAGAACUAGGCGACACAAGAGAAACAGCGGAGAUAACAAAAGAAUUGGUUAGUGAUCAAGAAAGAGGUGAUGUCAGAGAACAAGUGGUGAGAACGAAGGAAUUACUUAGUAAUCAAGUUAUAGAAAGCAAAACACCAAAAGAAACGAAACAAAUUGUUAUUGCUGAAUGUGAAGCUUCUGUUUCUAAUAAAAAUGAAGACGCUACUGAAGAAUCAACAGAGCAAGAUUCUUCCAUCAAUGUCACAGAUGAAAAGGGUGAUACUUUCUGUGAUGAUAAAGUAACUGCAAACAUUGUUAAUGAUGGUAUAGUAACAAAUACAGAAGUUACUUCUAUACUGGUAGGCAAAGUACAAAAAAGAUGUGAAGACGCAGAACAAACAAAGGAAGAUACGGAUAAAAGAGAGCUGGAAUAUAUUGAAGAUGCAGAGAAAAAAGAGAAUUUUGACAAGGAAAUAGGUUUACUCAUUGAAAGCGAAGGUAAGCCAGAAACAAUUAAAAUCGCAGGUGUGAAAGAAUCGGCUCGUGAAGUAUCGAAAUUACCUGAAAAUCAAAAAAGAAUAUUGGAAAAAUCUGAAGACAGAGACAAGUUUUCAACUGAUAAAUGCAAAGAAAUUAUUUCUGACAUGAAAGCACAUAUUGACAAAGACACAGAAGUUGUGGAUGAAGUAGUAGAUCCUAUUACUAAUGUGAUAAAUGAAGAUGCAAACCUUCAUUUCGAUGCUGACAAUGAUACAAAGAACACUGAGAAAGAAUCAGACAAAGAACUAGAAAGUAAUGUUGAAAGCAAGGAAUUUUCAACAGAAAUGAAACUAAUAGAAUCAGAUGUAUUGUUGACUCAAGAUGAUGACAGUGUUCAAACAACAACAGGUGGAAAUAUUAACGUUAUUGUUAAUGUAAAUAAAGAAAAAUAUACAAACGAAGAAACUACUGUUGAAUCCGGUAGUGCUAAACCAUCACAAUUUGACAUCGAUAGUACAACAGAUCAGGAACAAGGCGGGGAAAAUAUGACCCAGCUGGAAAACAAGUCUAAAACAGAACCUAAGAUAAAAGUUAAAAGACAACAAUUAAUAAAGAAAGAUAAUAUAGAAGCAAAAGACCAAAUUCCAGUAAUUGAACAUAAGCCUUCGAUUAAAAUGGAAUCUGCUAAGUACGCUCAGACUGAAGAAACUGUUCUUAAUACAGAAGAAGUUUUAAUUGCAGCUGAACUAAGUAAAGAUGAAUUAAGCGAAGGUUUUACAUCAGAAAAGCUGCAUUACGAUAACAUAAUUACUAGGGUAGAGGAAAGAGAUUCAAAUGUUGAUAUUAGUCAUCAAUUUACUUCCUCUGAUGAAUCAGAAAUUAAACAUAUAGACUCUGAUCGUAGUCCCUCUGAUCUAAGUAUUUUAAUUGACAAACCAAAAGAAGUUACAGAGGAGAGCGAACAUAAUUCUACUGAACAGAUUGUGGACGACUCAGUAAAUACAGAUUCAAACAUUGAGCAUAUCGAUGAAGCGAAACUAGAGCCCGUUUCAGCUACAAGAAUAUCUGAACAGGAAUCUCUCUUACCUACAACACAAACUGAAAAUAUUCCGUCUCUACAAAUAGCUGAUUCUGAGUUAGUUGCUCAAUACUCUUCAUCAAAUAUUGAACAACAACCCGCUGUUGAACAAACAAAGACAUCAAACCUUAGUGAAUCCUAUAAAACUAACACAGACUCUGAUAAAAUAGAAAACGAAGAAGAAGAAACGUUUGAAGAUGCUUUAUCAGAAGUUUCCGCGGAUAAAACAAUACGAAGAACCAAAGAUGAUGACAAAGAUUAUCACAUUAGUGACAACGAUGACGAUAAUAACGAGGGUGACAAGAAAAAUGAUAGUAAUGAUGAAUUCGAAAUGGCUCAAGAGUUUGUCACGUUUGAACAAUAUUCAAAAAAUUCAACUUCUGAUAUUAUAAUAACUGAAAAUAAUGAUAUUGUAGUCCUAAGAGAAGUUGUGGAUGAAAACAUUUCUUCAGCAAAUGCGAUUUCUGAGGAAAUGGCUUUUCAAAAACCAAUUGCGCAAGAAAAUAUUAUUAGGGAAGAAACUCCAGAAAUUAUUGGAGGCGAAUUACAUAUACCUGAUGAAGCAAAUUACAAAUCUAAUGAAUUGGAGAAUAUUAGAGCGCACUCAGAUGGCGAACGUUUAGAGACUGAAAGUAACAUCGAUGUUUUAACAGACCGUGUUGAAACUUCAAGUGAAAAAAGGACUGUACAUAUUGCUCGUGAAACCAAUAUUUCAGCAGAAAUUGAACACACCAAGAGUCUCGAAAAUUUACAAAAGUGCAUAAAAUCUAUAACAGAAAAUCUUUCAAGUCAAAGAGAAACCGUUUAUGUAGAAACAUUCAUUGUUCGAGAUCAAAUGAAUAGACAUGAUGAAGUCAUACCAGAGAGGCCAUCAAGUGAGCUGGAAGAGAGACAACCUGAUUCAGAUAACUCGACAGAAAAGCAAACUGAAAUCUUCCAGAACAACAGAAUUUAUUCAACAGAAGAUUCUGGUGUUGAUCAACCAAGUGAGGAGUAUCUUAGUGGACCAAUAACUAAUGCAAGCCAAUCCAGCUGCGAACAGAUACGAGGAGAAGUUGGUAGAACUUCAAACGAAAACUUGCAAACAGUUGUACCAGAAAUAAGGGAGAUCAUCGCUGUUGAUGAUUGUACUAUACAGUCAUCAGUUGCUAGAAAUGAAGAUGCCGGAUUGAUUACAAUUCCACUCAAUCUACAACAAAGAGCAUCUUCCAUGGAUCAAAUCUCCCAAACAGAUCAUGAAAUACUAGGUAAUUCCAUUUCAACUCAAACUGGUUUUGACGAGACCGUUGCGCCAAGACAAACUUCGUCAACUAUAGAUCUAAUACAAGAGGAAAGAAACGACCUAAGCGUUUCAGAGAAUCUUGGACUCUCAGUUGAUGAUUCUUGUCAGACUAUAUUGACAUAUCCUCCAUCAUUCGAAUCAUCAACCCAACUACAAUUAAUCGAUCCAUUUUUGGAGUAUGUAGGAGAAGAAAAUCGACAUUUAUUACAUUAUAUUCAAUAUUCAAAAGAAAGAAAAGAAGAAACUUUACAUAGGAAAAAGAAUCAUUUAUAUUUAGAAACAGAGUGGGAAUCGAGUAAGUCAAGCGAAGUCCUCCCAUUAGAUUCAUUUUUCUUGGAAGAAAAUUCUCCCAGAGAACGUUCGAAUUCAAUGAAUGAGCAUUUGCUAGAAAUCAACCUGAAUCGAAAUUCAAAUGUUAUAAGUGGUGUUGAAAUUAGUUCAAUUGAAUUGUACGAAAUUUUGUCAAGAUCGUCCGAUAGUGAUAAUGUUGAAGAUAUUAUCGCUUGUAAUUCAGAUAUAUCUACAAGUUUACUUGAGCAAAUACGGCUAGCAAAAGACGCUCUAACAAAAGCAAUAAAAUACAAACCAACGAAUGAACUAGUAAUGAAAGGUUCAAUUACACCAAAUGUUCCAGUAAUAACUUUAUAUUUAGAGAAGGACGAUAAAAUGAACGACUAUCCAGAAAUAAUUGACGACGUUAUUGAAGACCAGGAGAUAGUCGAAGAUGUACACUCCGAUUUAGAGGGAGAGAUUCACCCUUAUUCCUUUAACGAAACAAGGAGCAACAUACCCUUCCUCUCAGAUUACUCUGGUGAUUCCAAAUCACCAAAGUCGUAUCGUUCAGAGGAACGAAUAUAUACUCAAGACUACAAACCAAGUGAAUUACCAGACGAUAGCAUAUCUUCAGUGGGGACAGAUGAACUUGUUGCUCAAGCUAAAAGUAGCUUCAGCGAAGAAGCUAUUUGCUCGUUUGAAACUUUUAGCUCGGAAAAUGAAGCCAUCAGUCCCCCACUUAGUACAACGAAACAAAGCUGGGGAUCUCUUCAUGCCGUUAAAGAAAUGAAAGACGAGAGCAUUGAAACUGAUGACGAAUUAGAAAGAUUACGCUUGGAGAGGGAAAGAAUCACAACUAUGCUCUCGAAAGAUAUUUUACCAUCGACCUCUCAAGUAGAACUUGCUGAAGCACAAUUGCACUAUGUACUGGGCCAAACUGAUACACUUCUACAAGCUUUAGAUCGGGAUGACGACGAUGAUUCGGCUUUAGAAGAUGUAUUAGUCGGAUUUAAAACUCCCGAAAAAGAUCUGGAAAAUAUAAACGAGGACUUUCAAAAGAAGUUUAGAGAUGAACUUGUUGAAGAGAAACAAGGUAUUGAGGACAAAAUCUGUAAAUUAGAGACGAAACAAAAACAUAAAGAAAGAGCAAGACUGGAGGAUGAAAUAGCUAUGUUAGAAAGAGAAGAGAAAAGACGAACUACAAGACCUUUUCCAGUUAAAAGUGGAAAGCUAGAGAGAUCAGCUCAAAUCAACGCUUUUAAAAUGGAAAGAUUAUUAGAAAAUUCAAGCUUCGAAAGAAAACGCUUUGUUCCCAGAUAUAGAAGUGUAAGUCCUUUCGUUCUUGAGGAAGAAGAUAAAGAUGAAAUACCAAAUGCUCCAAUAUACGCUGAAUCUCUUACCCCUAAACAAAGAAUGAAAUAUUUGGCAAACAAACGAAGAAGACUAGUUAAAGACUCAACUUUAAGAAGAAAUCCAAUUGUCUCUUCAUCAGCUGGAGAUUUAAUAACUUCUACAACGUCACUGACUUAUUCAACAUCAAUUAUUUCAAGUUCUCGAGCAAGUCGAAACAUGAAUCUACCCGGAUUAACCACCGUCUACGACCGACCUCGUGCAGUAUCAACGCCUCAGAAGGAAUCAGAUUGGGAUGAUCUCACUAAGAAACUUUUAGGCGAAUAUCAAGAGGCUAGAGGAACUAAUGAAUUAGAAAUAAAAAAGGCGAAAGAAACGUUUGAGAGAAAACCACAAAAUCCUGAAAGUUUGUUAAGUUUUGAAGGUCAUCUUGGUAGAAUAGCCAAAUUGGAAGAGAGAACACCUACUUAUCCGCAUGGUCACUUGCCUAAAAGUAAAAUUACGGCAAUAGAAGCUGAGAUUGAUCGUAUGAAAGCGAAAUAUAAAACUGAAAAGUAUGUACCAGAUUUGAGUGCAGCGUACCUGAAUCCCCUUUCAGCAGCUGAUGCAAUAAUCAACCGUCACGAAAGAGCUUUAGCAACUAUAGACCGAAGACGUCAUAAACCUCCAAAGAAUAAAUAGGCAAGAGGAAACUGCUUUUAACAUAUCGAAUAAAUACAAUUGCAAUAAUGAAAAAUGGAUUUGGAUAGAAUAAAAUUUGACGAGGAGAGAAAAUAUGAAAUCCUGCAGGAUGUUUUAAAAAAAAACAAUACACACACAAACUGAAUAUCUGUGAUACGUAGAAAAGAAAAAAAGUUUGCUGUGAUCUAACUGAAAUCCAUUAAGAAUGUUAAAGACUAAUUAUUUUUAUAUUCCAUUUAUAUCAAAGUCAUUUAUUUUAACUAUUAAAAUCUCCUUCUAUUGUUUUUGUUGGUUUAUAAAGGAACGAAACAUUGUAGUACUUAAACCAUUUUGGGAUACAAAGAUGAAACAUUGCAAAAAUUGUAUGUACUUUACGUACAUUAAGAUAGAAUACUAAUGUGUUUUAUUAAAGUUUUUUUUUUAAAAAAAAACACCCACACAAAAGUGUAUAUAGAACCUGUUAAUGUGCUAAUGAUAAAUAUAUGUAUGAUGUAUAUAUAAAUACCUUCUGUACAAUGUAUGUGCUAUAUUUCUCAAGAAUAACCAAGGUUAAACAUUUAAUUAAAAGCAAAGUUAACUGUGAUGGUUUAUUAACUUGUCUACAUUUUGUUUUUUUUUGACAUACACUACAAGAAAAACUUGUAAUUAAAUUAACUCUACGAAGAAAAAUGAUUUCGUUUUAUUAGAGUGUCUAU
Dimorphilus gyrociliatus is the source of this 34104-nucleotide messenger RNA. Lineage: Eukaryota; Metazoa; Annelida; Polychaeta; Dinophilidae. The record is from the annotation of a GenBank genome assembly.